AUGACGCUCCUACAGUUCCUGCGGCAAGCCCGACAAACACACCUCCAGUUUCUGGCCGGAAAACUGCCUGAAGCUCCUAUUUACGUUCUGGGGAACCCCUCCGCAGACCUCGACUCGAUUGUGUCCGCCAUCAUCUACUCGUACUGUGCCAACAACUGUCUUCCGAAGACCAAACCAAGACCACACGCUCCGAUCUUUUUCGCCUGCGCCCAGAAUUUGUCACCGCCCUUCAUCUCUCCACAAAUUUCCCCCCCUUUGGCCAAAGAUGAAGCUUUCUCAAACACCCCCGCCUCCGCCUCCCCACUCCUCCAGAACCACCUUGUCACGAUCGCCGACUUCGCCAACGCCCUGAAUUCCUCGUCCAGCUCAGACAUCCAUGCCGACAUCACCCUCGUGGACUGGAACGCCCUCCCCGAGCAAUCCCCACCCUCCCCACCCCCAGGAACCGGCUCCCUCGGCCCAUCCCUACCACACACCACCACGUCGACGAACACUUUGUUCCCCGCGAUGGACGCACCUAUGAAGAUCUCCCCCGUAAUCAUAACCGUCGGCCCAGGCUCCUGCUCCUCGCUCGUCGCGGACUUCUUGACGGCACACGAGCUGCUCGGUCCCGACGCCGCUGCCUCAGAUGCGCAAGUCGCGAAGCUCCUGCUCGCGGCCAUUCUAAUCGAUACGUCGAAUCUCACUGCCGAAGGGAAAGUUACAGAGGUAGACAAGCGGGCUGUCUCAUCCCUGCGUGGCUUGAUCGCAAAGACCGGGGCGCCGGAGUGGGAUUCGGAGGGGCUGUAUGCGCAGGUUCUGGAGGCCAAGCAGAACAGCCUUAAUAUGCUGACGCUGGAUGAGGUUCUGGAUCGAGAUUUUAAGGAUUGGAGCGAGACGACGGCUGAUGGGCGGGCUGUGAAGAUGGGAUUUUGCUCGUCAGUCAAGCCUGUGCGAUGGCUUGUGCAGAAGGCGGGUGGUACAAAGGAAUUUGUCGAUGGGGUGCGGCGGUUUGCGGAGAGGGAGGACAAGGGCCUGGAUCUUGUGGUUGUCAUGACGUCGUUUACGGCGGAGAGUGGAGCGUUUGAGAGGGAGCUGUUUGUUGCUGCGAUGGGGGAGAAGGGGGCUGCGGUUGAUGGGAUCCAGGCGUUUAUGAGGACCGCAGCGGAGCAGCUGCAACUUGAGGAUUGGAAGGUGGCUGAUGGUGAGGAUGUGAAUAUUCCUGAUGCGCAGAUUAGGGCUGCGUUGGAUGGGGAUCGGGUCUUCUUUAGGAGACUUUGGACCCAGAAGAAGACUACGGCUAGUAGAAAGCAGGUGGCUCCUUUGCUGCGCGAAGCUGUAGCGAAACUUUAG
Penicillium chermesinum is the source of this 1332-nucleotide messenger RNA. RefSeq names its product putative exopolyphosphatase. The transcript is spliced from 3 exons. Gene Ontology annotation, cellular component: cytoplasm. The record is from RefSeq and is a predicted model, not a curated record. Gene Ontology annotation, molecular function: exopolyphosphatase activity. Bases 1 to 1332 code for a protein of 443 amino acids. Lineage: Eukaryota; Fungi; Ascomycota; Eurotiomycetes; Eurotiales; Aspergillaceae.